Penicillium samsonianum is the source of this 867-nucleotide messenger RNA. RefSeq lists its product as uncharacterized. The coding region runs from base 1 to 867 and encodes 288 amino acids. The transcript is spliced from 3 exons. NCBI's taxonomy places the organism in Eukaryota, Fungi, Ascomycota, Eurotiomycetes, Eurotiales, Aspergillaceae. The record is from RefSeq and is a predicted model, not a curated record.
AUGAUUGAAAAAGACUGUGCAAUGAUCGAGACGACUGAGGGACACCAAAGUGUAGUGGAGGCCUUUGGCCUCUUGCCUACUAGGUGGUGGAAUAAGAGGCAACUCAAUGCAAGAAACACCUGGAACAUCCCAGAUUAUCUCACGUGCUUGUGGGACGAUCUUGAGCUAGUCACCGCUCAGGAGGGUAGUACACAUCCGUUGUUCCCAAUGAGAAUAGAAUCACUUCUCCUCGCGCUUCUCGCAGACAGUAUCAAAAAAGAGUCACUUGAUCCCCAUGGGCCCCUGAAAUCGCCCCACUGGAGCUUUCGGAAGCGGAUACUCAUGCUAGAAAGGGAAGACGACAAGAGUCCAGCUCCAGAGGAUAUCAUUGACUACAUUUUGUGGUAUGGCCACUGCUGGGAGCUGGAAACAAAUAUGAUUGUUAUGAAGUCUAACAGUCCGGUGUCUCAGAGCUGGGCUCUGCUUCAAAAUAUGUCGAGUAUUCACCAUGCUCGUAAGCUCGCAGAAAGGGACGCAGUUAUCUACGGUGUUAUAACUGACGGGUCAAAAUGGGUAUUCAUACAUCUGACCAAUAAAAGUCGGUACACAAUUAAGGUAUUCUCCUGGGACAACGAGCGACACCGGAUCAUUGGCCAGGUCCAGAAUAUAAUCGACCAGGCAGUUGCUCUUCACAGAAAGAUACUGUCACGCGCGUCUUGGCCUACACCUACUGUCUAUCAAUUGAGUGGCUGUCAAAUUAGAGAGCUGCCUGCUCCCUGCGGUAGCUCUGACGAUGAGAGUUACCGUGUAACUGAGAGGAAUCUCUAUCAUACGGCUACAAUUGAGGAGAAAGACUAUAAUACGGAUAUAGGACCCUUGGCUUGGUAA